CAUCCGAACCCCCUCGGCGAAAAAUUAUAGUGUAUUUUUAAAGUUAAAAUUAUUUUGUUAUGUAUAUAUAGUAGAUGUUGAACCCCCUGACUUCUUCGUAUAUUUACCUUUUAGAAUUUUUGAACCCCUGGAUGAAAAUCCUGGCUCCGCCACUGCUCACAAGCAUCAUCAAAACAUAAAGUAAUCCUUCAGUGUUGCCAGACUUAAUACAAGGAAACAUAUGAAGCUAAUCCGAUGAGGUAUUCUCGAGUAUAAUAGUCUUAUCUAAGAAGCCAGGAAAAGAAGAUACCAAAUGCUUUAAUUGAGACCAGAACUAUAUUGGUCCCAUCUCUGGGACUGGGUCAAUGGAGGUUAAAGGGAAAAGGAAGGGAUCAAAUUGAGCCAAAGCAACAUAAACACCACCUGGAAGAAGAUCCUAUAUAACAAGCUCUAAUACUCAUCAGUCAACAAGAGUAGCCAUUGCCUUUGGUCUAAAACUAAAUAUUUCAGCAUUGAACACUCUCCAUUCCCUAAUUUUUGCUCUUUUCAUCUUUCCCACUUUCAACAGUUACUCAGAAAAGGGUAGACUAGUGAGACCAAUAAGGACAUUUAGCCCAAAAAGAAACAAUGAAGAUUGCUUUCUUUCCUUGUUUCGUUAUCCUGUUAUGCGCUCUAGCAGUCACAAGCAGAGGUGUCCAUCUUGCUGGUACACCAGAAAGGAACAGUGAGAGUGCUGUUGCAGACAUUAGUGGCAGCAACAAUAAUUCUGAGGUAGCAAGCAAGGAUUUCAUAGCAGAUGUUGAGAAAAAUCAGAGAGGAAGGGGAGCAAAUGGGGGUGGAAGUAUUACUCGUCAGCCACGUACACUUGAUAAAAAUUCAGCUGUAACACUUAAGCGGCCUUCUAUAUCCGUGUCAACUACUUAUGUCAUUUCUAGCUUGCCUAUCCUCCUGGCUCUGCCCUUUGUCAUUCCCUAAGAUGUUCUAAAAUAUAGCUCAAGCAUUUUUCUUUCUUUUUUCAGCUAUCCUCAUUGCGGUUAUGACUUGUGACUUCGUGAGUGUGAUGUUAUGUUUGUUUUGGUAAAGUUGUAUGUCUAUCAGAACAGCUGUGUCGCAUAGCGUGCUAAGAGAGGUGAUGCAUCA
Molecule: messenger RNA, 1119 nt
Organism: Lycium barbarum (goji berry)
Lineage: Eukaryota; Viridiplantae; Streptophyta; Magnoliopsida; Solanales; Solanaceae
Exons: 1
Coding region: 607-954 (115 amino acids)
Source: RefSeq, a predicted model, not a curated record